Messenger RNA from Penaeus vannamei (Pacific white shrimp), 729 nucleotides. Lineage: Eukaryota; Metazoa; Arthropoda; Malacostraca; Decapoda; Penaeidae. The record is from RefSeq and is a predicted model, not a curated record.
AUGAACCCCCCAGGAUAUUUGCCUCAUGGACCCCCAACAUAUUGCCUCAUGGACCCCAACAUAAUGCCUCUCUCCUAUGGACCCCAGCAUAUUAUGCCUCAUGGACCCCAACAUAAUGCCUUGAAACACCAAACAUAUUGCCUCAUGGACCCCCACAUAAUGCGCCCACCAUGGUCAAUUCCCUCAUGGACCCCCAACAUAUUGCCUCAUGGCUCUCCCCUCAUGGACCCCCAACAUAUGCCUCAUGGUGGACAUAUGGCCUCAUGUCCCCCCUCAUGGACUCAUGGUCUCUCCCUCAUGGACCCCCAACAUAUUGCCACAUGGUCUCUCCUCAUGGACCCCAACAUAUGCCUCAUGGUCUCCCCUCAUGGACUCAUGGUACUCUCCCCCAUGACCCCCAACAUAUUGCCUCAUGGUCCUCCCCUCAUGGAUGGACCCCCAACAUAUUGCCUCAUGGUCUCUCAUUGCCAUGGUCUCCCCCUCAUGGACCCCCAACAUAUUGCCACAUGGUCUCUCCCUCAUGGACCCCCAACAUAUUGCCUCAUGGUCUCUCCCUCAUGGACUAUGGCCUCAUGGUCCUCCCUCAUGGACCCCAAAUGGCCUCAUGGUCUCUCCCUCAUGGACCCCCAUAUUGCCAUGGUCUCUCCCUCAAUGGACCCCCCAAGAUAUUGCCUCAUGGUCUCUCCCUCAUGGACCCCCCAACCUCAUGGCCCCCAUAUGGCCUCAUGA